AUGGCUUCAACAAGAGCAGCCGCUGAGCCACGCGAUCAUGAGGACGAUGUCAAUGAUUCCGAUCUCGACAUCCAAGAGGGGAUAGAAACCAGCAGCCACAGUCAAGAUGAAAAGCAAGACCAAGAUCGAGACCUUGAGAAUACCCUCUCACGUGUCUCAAGCGGGCCUCCUUACACCGUCUUCUCACACAGGAUGAAGUGGUGGAUUGUUGGUAUGAACAGCAUAUCGGCUUUUAUAUCGCCCAUAACCGGCAACAUUUAUUUCCCUGCGAUUCCGACUUUGGCUACUGACCUCGGGGUUGGCGUGGAUCGGAUCAAUUUGACGUUAACGACAUACAUGAUCUUUCAAGCUCUGGCUCCGACCAUUUUCGGUGAUUUUGGGGAUAUUGCGGGUAGGAGGCCGGCAUUCAUCAUCGCUUUCACCAUCUAUCUUGGCGCCAAUAUCGGCUUGGCCUUACAGAGGAGUUACGCUGCUUUGCUGGUCUUACGUAUGAUACAGAGUGGUGGAAGCAGUGGAACCAUCGCCUUAGUCUAUGCGGUGGUAGCGGACAUCGCGCCAAGUUCAGAAAGAGGCAAAUGGAUGGGAAUUGUCGGCUCCGGGAUAACUAUCGGACCAGCUAUAGGCCCCGGCGGACUUAUAAACGCAUAUCUUGGAUGGCCUUGGAUAUUCUGGUUCUUAAUCAUAUUGACAGUUGUUUGGCUGAUCCCGUACAUUUUAGCGGUGCCAGAAACGGCACGGAAAGUCGUUGGUAAUGGAUCAAUUCCGCCACGGGGGUGGAAUAUGAGCCUUAUUGAUUACCUACGCUUCCGAAAGCAGCCCGUCGAUCAGACUUCAACACGUGCAAGGCAAAGAAUACCGAUACCCAAUCCUCUCAACACCUUGAAAGUGUUGCGCCACAAGGAUAUGAUCAUGAUCCUCAUCUUCAACGCGGCUUUGUUUACCUGUUUCUCAACAGUGACCGCUACCCUGGCUUCCCAGUUUGGGGAGAUUUACGGCUAUGAUGAAUUAACACUCGGUCUGCUGUAUCUUCCAAUCGGCGGUUCGACGACUAUCGCUUCCAUUGGAGGUGGCUUCGUUGCCGACUGGAAUUUUCGAAGAAUUGCCCGAAAGAUGGGUGUAAACAUGGAUCGUAAACGAGGAGUUGAUCUGGCUGAUUUCCCCGUGGAGAAGGCACGCAUACAGUUAAUUCUUCCACUUCUUCUCAUAGGAGCGGGAGCAACCACGGGUUACGGAUGGGCUCUCGAGCGUCAAACUAGCGUCGCGGUGCCCUUGGUCUUGUCAUUCUUCAUUGGCAUUUGCGUUACGUGGCCGUUCCAGAUUAUGAACCUUCUCGUCAUCGACCUUUACCCCACGGCUCCAGCGACAGCUACUGCUGCGAACAAUCUGUGCCGCUGCAUUUUAGGCGCCGCUUCGACGGCUUCAAUAGAAUACAUCAUUAGAGGUAUCGGCAGAGGUUGGGCAUUUACGAUACUUGCCCUCCUGUUCACGAUCCAGACUCCGUCUCUGUUUAUUAUCCAGAAGCAUGGGCCGAGGUGGAGGAAGGAACGGAUACAAAGAUCGAUAGAAGAGGCAGAAAAGAAGAAAACGGAAGUCGAUGAGAGGGUAGCCGGAUCAUAGAGUAGGGCAAGCAACCUCUUGCUCAUCGAUACAUGACACCAUAGAGGCUUCUAAUAAAUAAACUGAUUUCAGCCCGACACUCAAUAAUCGUUCCUGAAAGGAAUAAUCUCGCAACGGCCGCCGACUUAGAAGCGAUUGAUACCUGCGGUGCAUUUGUAGGUACGAAGCCAGAAUACUGUAAGACUACUCUGCCUCUUCGUAAGCGCAGCCACUUGAACACGAUAAAGCUUGGCGUAGAGGACUCUGAGCCGAGGCACAGCACAGAUGAG
This is a messenger RNA of Xylaria bambusicola, 1886 nucleotides long. Its product is annotated as chloramphenicol resistance protein. Bases 1 to 1617 code for a protein of 538 amino acids. Lineage: Eukaryota; Fungi; Ascomycota; Sordariomycetes; Xylariales; Xylariaceae. Gene Ontology annotation, biological process: transmembrane transport. The transcript is spliced from 6 exons. The record is from RefSeq and is a predicted model, not a curated record. Gene Ontology annotation, molecular function: transmembrane transporter activity.